GCGGCUGCCGGACCUGCCCAAGCCUGCCAAACAGGCUUCUCCGCUAGUCCGGCUGGUCGAGGUGCCUUGCCGAACGGGCCCAACAACCGAGGCUGUUUCGAGGCGGCCACCAAUUCCCAGAUGCCCGUCUCUGGCCACCUCCACCAUCCGAGCCAGCCGAGGACGAGCCAUUUCACCGGAUCACAGUCACACUUGCCGCCACAGUCACUGUUGCCGCAGUUUCACACCUGCCAGCCGACCCGGUUGAACGGAGACUCGUCGGCCGGUGUUGUCGUCACGACCAGCUCGACUGGCCCAUCGGCCGGAGCACUCUUCUCGCCGCCGUCCCGCUCCGUCUCCGGCUCUCAUCUGCCCCUCAACCCGGCCACCUUCGCCGACCACCUCGUCUCCACCCCCGGCCGCAACACCAGCGCCCCGGCCACCCUGGCCACCAACACUGCCUCCGUGCCCACCACCCUCUGCCCCGAACCGACCAGCAACCAGCCGCACCGAGCCCACACGAUGCAACCAGCACAACAGCACCAACAUCAGCACCAACACCAGCAUCAUCAACAUCAACAACAACAACAACAACAACAACACACCGUUCCGGUUCUGUCGACUUCGGGAGCCGCCUCUUUGGCCAGAACCGCGUCCGGUCCGUCACGCUCCACUGCACCCCGCCUCAGUCCGGACCAUCAGCUGGAGCCGCUACCACCGCCGCCGCCGCCGGCGUCGUCGUCAUCGUCAUCAGCCCAUGGACACACAAGUCCGGCGGGUACCAUGACGACGGGACAAGAGUCUGGCGCCGGAUUGGCUGUGUUGCCGGCACCGGUGGGUGUCGGCUCGUCGGCCACGCCUGCGGACACGUUCGAGGCGUCCUGUGCCAAUUCGGGUCUGUUUGUGGAGGGUCAGUUCGUGGCGUUGUACAACUACGCGGCUCGUGUCGACGACGACCUCAGCAUGAGCAAGGGCCAAAUCUUCUACAUCCUCGACAGGUCGCAGGGCUACUGGUGGUAUGCCCAUUGCGUCUCGACCGGGCAGAUGGGCUACGUGCCCUUCAAUUAUCUGGCUCCGGUCACCAGUCUUGAGUCGAACGAGUGA
Protopolystoma xenopodis is the source of this 1083-nucleotide messenger RNA. The record is from the annotation of a GenBank genome assembly. Lineage: Eukaryota; Metazoa; Platyhelminthes; Monogenea; Polystomatidea; Polystomatidae.